CUAACAUGCAUAAUGUUUAAAAAGGACUUGGAAGACACUGGCAGAGACUAAUCCAAUAUUAUUCUGCUUCUUUUUAGAUUUUUAUUCUUGGUUAGCAGUUUUCUGGCGAUUUGGACCAGUGAUUCCCAACCAUUUUGCAGGUUCCAAGAUAAUGGCGGCCAUAACUGCACCUAGCUUUGCCAUUAAUAGAACGACUGCAACUGAAGAAGACGGGUCGAACGACUUUUCAGACUAUGAAACAGAACUUCUAUCUACUACGUUGGAAAAUUCUCUCAACAUCAUGUCAAUUGUCAUUUACUCUCUGGCUUUUAUCCUGGGUUUGCUGGGCAAUGGCUUAGUGAUCUGGGUAACAGGAUUCAUGAUGAAGAAAACUGUUAACACUGUAUGGUUCCUGAACCUUGCUGUGGCUGACUUUCUCUUCACAGCUUUCCUUCCACUGAGUGUAGUCUACAUCGCUUUGAAAUUCCACUGGCCUUUCGGGGCAUUCAUGUGUAAGCUUAAUACUGCAGUUAGCACUCUUAACAUGUAUACCAGUGUUUACAUAUUAAUGGUGAUAAGUAUUGACCGAUGUGUGGCUGUGGUGUUCCCUGUUUGGGCCCAGAACCACCGUAGGGUCAAGAGGGCUUCCCAUGUGAGUCUUUGUGUUUGGGUAGUGGCUCUGAUUCUAAGCAUUCCACCCUUCAUCUUCAGGGACACAGGACCGGCAACCUCGGGCAGAGAUGUUACUCACUGCUUCAACAACUAUGCAUUUUCUGAUGACGACACACCCGAGUUAAAUCAGCUUCGACUGUUUCGCCAAAAGUCCCUAGCCCUGACUCGCUUCUUCCUAAGUUUUGUGAUCCCCUUCAGCAUCAUUGUCGCCUGUUAUGCUGUCAUCAUCCAUCGCAUCAGAAAGAAUGCCAACCUGGUUGGCCGAUCAAGUCGCACUUUUAAGAUCAUUGCUGCUAUUAUAAUUGUUUUUUUCCUCUGCUGGGCUCCCUUUCACAUCCUUGUUUUGGUGGAAGUAGCCAGUCAUGAGCUCAGAAGUGUAGUACUCCUAAAAGUUGUAAUGAUCGGGAGUCCAAUAGCCACAAGCUUGGCCUAUAUCAACAGUUGCCUUAAUCCGUUUCUCUAUGUGUUCAUGGGACAAGAUUUUAAGGAUAAAGCAUUCAAAUCAAUUUUGAGAGCACUGGAGAAUGCUUUCCAGGAGGAAGACGCUCAUGCAGAUUCAAAGACAUUUGAACUAGGUCAGGUAAGUAGUUAAAAAAUAAACAUUUUAAAAAAAUAAAAUAAAAAAAGGAGUCCCCAGCACAGAAAAAUUGCAUAACAUACAAAAAAGAUUAUCAUUUUUAAAAGCAAGUGGCAAAAACAUUGAUUCGCCCUUAUUUCUUUAAUUGUUAAUGUAGUAGUUCAAGAUGCAAGUCAUUUUCCAAUAUCCGCGACUCUUAUAUGCACAUGAUCUGUCACAAAUAGAGUGUGUCCUUGUUAAAGGUUCUCUGAAAUAUUAUUUUUUUAUUUGAUAGCAAUCGCUUUUGUAACCGGAUUAUGCAUGUAUCCGCCCUCCACAAUGUUUUUCCAUGCUCACUAAUAUUAGUAGCACAGAUCACUGUGUCUGCCCCUUCCUGGUUCUAAACUGAGCCAGAUUAAUCUUAAAGCAUAUAAAGCAUCAUUUAGAUGUAUACAUCGGCAUUUGCCGUGGUUUACUUCUAUCGUUUCCAUUCCUGCAUGAUGAGUUUCUGUCUUUGUUACAUUUAUUUCACGAUCACUUCACUGGAAGCCACUUUGUUCGGUUUCGGUCAACUUUGUUUCUUGUCAAUAUCCUAUGUCAACGAUGAUAUUUAGUCCUGAUACCAUAGAUGCCACAUGUAUACUAUAUACAGAGCUAUUUUUAAUUAUUUUUGUCACCAUUUGUUUACUAUUCAAUAAACACAACAUAGCCAAUGGAACUUGUAUUUAAAAUUGCUAUAAAAUUUCUCAAUUUUCAGCCGAUUUUCAAACGGCCUGGUUUUUCAUCAGUAAGGGUGGUUAAACUGAGAUCCCAACUAUGGAAUUUCAUCGCACCCAAUGA
Corythoichthys intestinalis (scribbled pipefish) is the source of this 2047-nucleotide messenger RNA. Its product is annotated as chemerin-like receptor 1. The record is from RefSeq and is a predicted model, not a curated record. Gene Ontology annotation, cellular component: plasma membrane. Gene Ontology annotation, molecular function: G protein-coupled receptor activity; complement receptor activity. Gene Ontology annotation, biological process: positive regulation of cytosolic calcium ion concentration; complement receptor mediated signaling pathway; inflammatory response. The coding region runs from base 152 to 1243 and encodes 363 amino acids. The transcript is spliced from 2 exons. Lineage: Eukaryota; Metazoa; Chordata; Actinopteri; Syngnathiformes; Syngnathidae.